AUGUCUACAGCAACACCUUACUACCAGUAUCAGCAAUACCAGCCGACGAGCUCAUUACCUGUCAACGUACCGGGCAAGAAUGCACAGCAGCUUUACGUGCCUCGCCACAGUCGUAACUCGUCUGGAUACAGCCAGCUAUCAGCCUCACCGCCGGAACGACCGGAGAGCGUUUCGUCCACCGGGGCAGGUCUCUACUCGUCCGCAUCCAGCAACUACGGAGGCAGCGAGUACGACUCCUCCAGCGGUGCGACCGGCGUGGAUCUUCUGGACUACAUGAACGACCGGCUCUCGCAAGCAUACAACCCUAUUCCAAUGGACAAGAAUGUGGCGAGACAGGCUCAAAUGUCCGGCGAGCUCAAUGCAAAGAAUCGUGAGCUGCUCGGUCUGCAAGCACAAGCGAGGUCGCGGCUUGCAAAGACCCGGGCGAACUUUGCCGAGGGCAUGAAAGCAGCGAAGGAAGUCCAGCGAGAUCUGGAAUACACGCAGAAGAAAAUGCAUGCUCUGAACGCUCGAGCAGCAGAAAAAUACCCCGAGCAGUACCGUGCCGCAAGUCGACGAUACCCAGCACCGGUGGACUUUUGA
Molecule: messenger RNA, 582 nt
Organism: Zymoseptoria tritici IPO323
Lineage: Eukaryota; Fungi; Ascomycota; Dothideomycetes; Mycosphaerellales; Mycosphaerellaceae
Exons: 3
Coding region: 1-582 (193 amino acids)
Biological process (GO): regulation of protein localization; endosome organization
Cellular component (GO): endosome; BLOC-1 complex
Source: RefSeq, a predicted model, not a curated record